GACAGACUGGCAGUUCCUCAAAAGGGUAAACCUACAGUUACCACAUGACCAAGCAAUUCCUUUCCUAGCAGUGGAGCCCAGAGAACUGAAACUUACAUCCACACAUAAGUAUUAUUAAUAGCCAAAAAGUAGGAAGAACCCAAGUUUUCAUUAACUGGUAAAUGGAUAAAUUAGUUAGCAAUAAUAAAGAACAACCAACCAAUCCAUGCUACAAUGUGGAGGAACCUCAAGAAUAUUCUGCUGAGUGAGAGCAGCUGACACAGUGUAUGAUCCUAUUGAUAUGCGGUGUCCAGAAGAGGCAAAUCCGCAGAGACAGGAUCCCUGGAUGCCGGGGGCUAGGGAGAAUGGGAGGUGACUGCAGUGGGGACAGAUGGGUUUCUUUUGGGGUGCUGGAACUGUUCUGGACUUACACUGCGGUGAUGGCCACACAGCUCUGUGAGUAUCCUAACAAGCACUGAACUAUGCAUUUCAAAAGGGCGAAUUCAUGGUGAGCGCAUUAUAUCUCAAUAAAAAAUAGCAAUGUAGCUGAAGGAAAAGAGCAAAUCUGCGAGACGAGUGCGCCAGGCUCAAGAACAGUGAGAGAGCAGCCCUGAGGUGGUAGGUGCUUGGCCUGUUCCACAAACAGCCAGCAGCCUGCUUUGGCUGCAGUAGAGCUGGGGGGCAGGCCAUGUGGAACUUAGUAGGCCUGGGGAGCCCUUAGGGUGCGCUUUUUCAUGAGGUGGGCGGCCACUAGAGAGUUUCUGUUCAGUAGCACAGGUGGAUGUGGCCGUGGUGUGAAGGAGGUGGCUGGGUGGACCAGGGGUGCCUCCAGGAGACAGACCUGUUGGCAGGCAGCAGCUAUGAUCAGGUACUCGGGUGCUGGCAUGGGUGGCUGUGGCGGGGAAAGCAGUUGGAUUCAGCUGGGCCCGCCAGGUUUGCUGAUGGAGGGAUUGGGGUAGGGCCUGCGGGGAAGUCUCACCCGGAACAUGGGGAGGUCUCGGGCUUCGUGGAUUCAUGCUACAGACCUUUCUGAGUGUCCUUAUUGGGUCUGGACCUUUGCUGGGUAGGAGAGGAGAGACAGAUGUGAUGAGGCCUCUACCUGGUGCUACUCCUGGGCCACUAGAGGCCGUGGAUGGACUUCAGCCAGGUGGCUGCAGUGCAGCCUGGGGACUCUUGUGUCUUAGAGAGGCUGGGCCCUGAUAACCCACAGAGGACCUCUGUGGUCCAGGCCUGUGGCCUGGGGAGCUUGUGGGGAGACACAGGCCAGGACUGCCCAGUGGGGUCAGUGCCACAGUCCCAGCCCCACUCCAGGCUGGCAGAAUCCCGGGCAUGAGUACCUACCCCUUCCUGGGCAUCAGGAGGGGCUAUGGGAGCUACGUUUGUGCUGAGGAGUGGGUGGCAGUUAGGGUGGCAGUCCUAACCCUGGCCACUGGUCAAGGCUAUGUGAAGUACUGAGUGACAGUUGCUCUCAUGUUUCUGUCUAGACAGUGUCCCGCACUCUGACCUCCUACUCCCAGGCUGCCCUUCAGGUGUGUCACUUGGGCUCAGUGUCCUGUGGGCAGAUUGGGAGAAUGAGUCAACGGGAGGUAGUGAUGAAGCCUGAGCAGCCCGUGGCAGGUGGAGGGCGUAGAGAUGGAGAUACCACAAGCUUCCAGAUACACUGGUCCUGUUGAUGUGGCCAUACAACCGGGAGCCAGCCUGUGGGCAGUGCCAGGCAGCUGCAGCCAUGAGGCCUGGCACCCAUGGACAGGGAGCCGAGCUGCAAACAUUAUAGCAGAGCAUGUCCCUUGUCCCCAGGUUUAUUCCCAACCCAGGGCCACCUGGCCUGAAAUGCAACCAGGAGCCUUUCAGCCCUUUCACUUAGCCUGUAACUUUAGUGCAAAUGCUUCUUAGAGGGCUUUAUAGGAAGUUGCCAGUGAUGCUGGCUGAGCGAAUCAUUCUGGCGCAUUCCUCAGCAGAACAGGUGUGUUGGGGCAGGGCAAUGGGGAGCUAAAAUGGAGCAGCAGGCCCAGCUUUGUUUCUGGCACCCCUGCUCCUAGGGUUCUCUGGAGCAGGCCAGGCCUUUGAGGUUGUGAAUGGGUCCAGGGGAGCAGCUGUGAGCCUCCUCCCCUUUCUGGAAGGAGGAAGGAGUUGUAUUUCUGAAGCCUCGAGUUCCUGGCUGGACAGCUGCCUGCCAGGAAUUCCAGCCACCUUCAGGGCAGGGGACUAAGUCAGCUGCUGCUUGGGGACCCUGGGCCGUCUGUCAGGGACGAGUCCUUGUUCUCCCUGUGAGGAGGGUCAGCGCAGGCCACCUCUGUGGCCCUGUCUUGCUGUGCCAGUUGGCUUCAGUCAUUCCUGGCUGGGGAAGGUGAUCCGCCGAGGAGAGGCCUCCUGGAGAUGUUCCUAAGGAAUGGGCCACCGUCAGGUCCCUGUGGGCUGUGUCCUGCUUUCAGAAGGCCCUGCUGUGCUCUGCAUGCCUACCCAAGAAGCCGCACUAUUGGAUGUGUGGGCCGGGCCUGUGCCCAGAAGCAGCUACACUUUAUGGACCAGCUGCUGGAGACAGUCCAGAGCCUGACCAUCGGAUACUCCAGCUGCUCCAGUGUGCAGGAGCACUUCGAGGACACCAGGGAGAAGAAUGAGGCACUGCUGGGGGAGCUCUUCUCCAGCUUCCAGCUGCAAAUGCUCCUGAGUCCCGAGUGUGCCCCGUGGUACCUGGACAUGCAAUCCCUCCUUGACGAGGAGGGCAGUGACUGGCAGAGGGCCAGCCCCUCUGUGGAGUUGGAGGAGGAUGAAGAGGAGGAAGAAGAGGAGGAGGAAGAGGAGGAAGGAGAGGAGGAGAAGGUGGUGGAACUGGCCAGGCAGCUGCAGGAGAGUGUGGCCAAACUGCAGGCACUGCGGUCGGAGCACUUCAUGCACAGCAAGCCAGGGGCCGCUGUGAGCGGGGCCAACAGCAGCACCGUGGAUCAGAAGCUGCGCCUGGUCAUCUCUGACUUCCACCAGCUCGUCGUAGCUUUCCUCCAGGUCUAUGACGACGAGCUGGCUGAGUGCUGUCAGCGCCCAAGCCCCUACCUCCACCCGUGUGGCCCCAUCGUCCAGGCCGUGUUCCAGACUCUGACUUCACGCAGCCAGAUGUUGAAAGUGGUGCUGGAGGUCACUGACACCUCGGCCAAAGCUGUGAAGAUGGCAAAGCAGCACAAGAGAGAGCACGUCUGUUGGAGCAGCAACAACUGUGUGAUGAGUCCAGAGCCGCAGAGCCUAUCGACGACAUUAAGUGAGGACUUACUGUAUCAUGUCCAAAUGAAAACCAACGUGGAGAAAAACAAGCAGACACUCUUAGAAGUUAAACAUGCUUGCCAAAGUGUUGAAAAAUCAAUGGAAAGAGUAGAAAACAAAAUGAGGCAACAAAUCUGUAAGCCUAGAAAGAAAAGAGAUAAAAUGAAGACACAGAGAAUCGAUGCAGAGGCCCGAUCCAGGUGGCUAACAGGCUCUCCACAGAAAGAGAGGGAGGAAAAUGGAGGGUUGAGGUUACCAGUGAAGCGACGGGCAUGCAGAGCUGAGGGGCCACGAAAAUGGAAGAACUAACCCAGAAAUAGAAGCUCUUCAACGAUGAUCUGCACAAAGGCCUGGAGUAGUCUGGGAGACGGAAGCUGGGCCCCAAAGAGCCAGGCGGCCAGGGAGGACCGACCGAGCCACUGGGCGGGAGAAGCAUUUACAGCCCCCAUGUUCUCUGGACGCAGCCUCCGGCUGCCUGGACCUUCACCUCCUUGGGAAGGAAAGGGCAGAGAUGGGGCAGGGCAGUGUGAGCUGCAGAGAAAAAAACCCUCAGGUUCCAA
Molecule: messenger RNA, 3791 nt
Organism: Hipposideros armiger (great roundleaf bat)
Lineage: Eukaryota; Metazoa; Chordata; Mammalia; Chiroptera; Hipposideridae
Gene: HAUS7
Product: HAUS augmin like complex subunit 7
Exons: 8
Coding region: 2356-3540 (394 amino acids)
Biological process (GO): microtubule organizing center organization; spindle assembly
Cellular component (GO): HAUS complex
Molecular function (GO): microtubule minus-end binding
Source: RefSeq, a predicted model, not a curated record